AUGCUCGGCUUCAGAUCUGAUCCAGUGGGCCACAGGGAAACGAAGCUCAAAACCAACCUAAUUCCUGUUGCCUCUCAACCUCUCCGCAUCCCACUCAACUCCGCCUCCCAGGCAGACUUCGUCACAGCCUCCACAGUCAUUCUCUCGUCCACAGAGCCCUCCGGCCCUCCGCCUGCUCGCCUCGCUCCCGCCUUUCCAGUCCCCUCUCGCACAGUUCCAGAGUUUUCUGCUCCUCCUCGCCUGCCUCCUGAACCCCACCAUCCCCGGCCAGCCUCAGACUUCGCCUCUGCUGCUGCAUACGCUCCUCCUGCUCCCGCGGCGCCGUCGUUCCGUGCUGCUGUCCCUUCAGCUGCUCCCGAUCGUGUCCCGAACCAAUCUUCUAAAACUCACGCAUCCGAUUCAGCAGCAGCAGCAGCAGAAGCAGCAGCAGCAGGCGGAGCAGCAGUCGGAGGAGCAGCACGGGGAGGUUGGGGAGCAGGACGUGCAAAACCACCAGCCAGAGCCGAGCCAGAGACCCUCCUAGCCCCCCCUCGGCCUCUCUUCCCGCUCUCUCCCCCAGCCCAGCAGCAUACCCCAGAUUCGCCUCCCCCAGUCAAGCCUAAGGCGCAACAACUAGCCAAGAAGCUGUUUGCCACUCCAUUCGCGUCGUCACCUGAAGGCUAUUCCACUGAGAGUGAUGUUCGCUGCUCCACAGGGACAGAUGUGACAGGGGCGCUGAACUGGGGGGGAUGGGGACAAGUGGGCGCGAGUGGCUUGGAGUGUGAGGGGGAAAGGUUCGGAGAGGGAGCAGCAGAAGCGGCAGCAGCAGCAGCGGCAGAAGCAGAAGCAGCAGCAGCGGCAGCAGCAGCAGCGGCAGGGGCGGCAGGACCACUCUCCCCUCGUUCACCUGCAAGCGCCAGCAGGAGCCCUGCUCCCUCCCAACCAUCACCUCAGUAUGCCCAAACCCCACCGCGUGAACCACUCUAUCCUCCUCCUUCCCCUGUCGGAGGCAGCAGGAGUCCUAUUUCCGCCGAGCCUUCACCACGGCCUGAAACUCGAUACGAACCCUGCUCGCCACCGCCUGAACCACUCUACCCUCCUCCCUCCCCUACAGGAGGCAACAGGAGCCCUGCUUCUUCCCACCGAUCUUCUGCUCCCCGAUCGGCAGCAGCUGCAGCUGCUCUGAGUGCCCUCGGUGCGGCUACUCUGGCAGCAGGAGGCCCUCCUCUUGCUGCUGGCACUCCUCCUGUAGAUGCACAGACCUACGCUCCCUAUUCCCAUGGCCCAUCACCACAUAGAUAUGGUUCGGAGAGUGUGACAAGUAGUGGAACAGGUGGGGGGCGUGAGUCGGCUGUUAAUAGCAGGGGUGGUGGCAGUGCUGGUGGGGUUUCUGUGGCCAGCAGCGGGCAUGGGUUUGGUAAUGCAGCAGGUGCUGAUGUGCAGAUGAGUGGCGGUGGGAGUGCUGCUGCUGCUUCUGCUGCGGCUUCUGCAGCUGUGGUUACUCCACCGGUCCCAACCCGGCUGGAUUUCCAGUCUCCUGUUGGGGAACCACGAAGCAAGAAGAGCGAGAGUGGGAGAGGCAGAGCCGAGGAGUCUGGAGGGAAGGGGAGCGUCCUGGGAUCUGCCUGGAGGUCUGGUGGAUCGAAUAAGAAGCUGCCACCUGGCACUGAUGGGGAGCGGUGGAAUGAUGACGAGGACGAUGAUGACGUGGCAUCGUCUGAUUCGUCCUCGUGUUCGGAUUCGUCUGAGAUGUCUUCCACGCUUGUGGCGGGCGGUGGCGAGGACUCGCCAGCUGGCACAAGAGAUGGAGACUCUGCCAGCUCAGCAAGGGGGCGGCUGAAGUGGCCUUUGCGCCAGCUGGCAUCGGGGCUGACAGCAGAGGAGCUUCAAGCAAGUGCCUAUGAGGUGCUGCUGCUUGCAGCAGCGGAAUCCGGGCUUGUGUCUGCACCAGCGCCUGGUGCCACCAGUGCAGCCAGCAGCGGCAGCAGCAAGAGCAAGCCCUGGCGGCCUGAAUCCCCCGUAGAGCCCAAGUCCAAGUCCCCAGGCGGCUUCAUGUCCCGCUUUGCCAAGAAGGUCGGGGUCAACGUGGGGCAGUUUAAGGGAGCCAAACCUGCUGCUGGCAUUGCUGCUGCUGGUGGUACUGGUGGCGGUGGCGGUGGUGGUGGUGGGGGUGGUGGAGAGAGGGGGAUUGGGGAUGGGAGUGGAGGGGAGGGAGGAGGAGGAGCCCUGUCCCCGGAGCUGGCUCGCAUGCGGCAGCAACUAGGGGUACCCGAGUCUCUCCAAGCUCUCGUCCUCUCAGCCCUCUUCCUCCCACCCCCAUCACACACCGUCGAAAUGCCAUCUCCCAUCAGCCCGCUCACCGGUGUAGCAGCAGCAGCAGCAGCUGCCGCCAUUCCUCCCCUCCCGCUCCCGCUCUGCCUGCUCCUCCACUUCUCCCCCAUCCCCGCCUCCCUUUCCUCCUCCUUCUCCCCUGGAGUUGGUGCUCUGAAGGCCGCUGCUUCUUCUCUCGCUGCGUCAUUCUCCAAUCUGUCGCCAGACCUCCGUAGAGCUUUCUACCACAGACAGGUGAAGCUGCUGCAAGAACUGCUGUUGGACGCCACAGGCAAUGCAAAGCCACAGGGCACAGGAAAGGGAGGAGCGGGAGGAGCAGGAGGAGCAGGAGGGGAGGCACAGGGUGGGGAUGAUCGUGCUGAGGUGGCAGCCGCCCUGGAUGCCAUGCUGGCACUUGUAAAGGGUCACGAGUUCAUCACCUCCCCGCCGUCCUUCGAAGCCAAGUGGAGCCGGAAGCUGAGCGAGCUGCGCUGGCUGCUGGUGGGGGGAUUCGCCUGGGGCGGCAGGAGAGGAAACGCAGCAGCACUGGCCGCAGCAGCACUGGCCGCAGCAGCAAGCCACAAUGCUGGCGGUGGUGUGAGGCAAGGGAAGCAGCUACCGGUGCUGCCUGGUGCCUGGUGUCCCACCCGAGCGACCUUCAACGCAUCUCUGUACCAUCAGCUGCUGUCCGCCUGCUGUGACCCCUCCGAUUCAGCCUCUUCCAUCGACCUCCUCUUUGUAACGCCCUGCAAGCUUGGACCCUCUGCCAAAAGUUCGAUGAGGUCCUAUCCUCAUCCCCCGCUCGUCCUCUCUCUCAUUCUUCCUUGCUCUCGCAUCAUGUCCCCUGUUCUCCCCCUCUCCUCCUCCAUCGUCUCCCUCCUCUUCCAGGCUUCAGUUCCAACUCUCCCUCACCCGCUCUCAUCACCGUCGCCAGCUGGCGGUCUGCCAGAUCAGCAGCUGCAGCAGCAGCUUCUGCCAAUCAGAUCUGCUUCCAGCAGCAGUGGCGCGAGUGCAGACGGACUGGCAGCACUGGAAUCGGCUCUUGACUCGUACCUGUGCUGCUGCGACCUGCUGGAAGCAGGCAGGAAGAGGAGCAGCCGAAGACACACGGUGAGUGGGGUUCAUGGGGAGUGGAUGGGAGAAGGGAGGGUGGUGAAGAUAGGGGAAGAGAAAUGGGCAGUCAUUUUUUCAGACCGCCUUGCUUCUGCCCCAGGGGGACCACCGAGCAUGGAGCGAGUGGAGGACGUACUCGAGUUUGUUCACACGUCAGUGCUCUCCUCCUUUGACCGCGCGUGCCUAGAUGCUAUGGCAGCAGCAGCAGCAGCGAAAGCCCAGAAAGACGCACAGGAUCAGCACAAUGACGGAAGCUCCUCCUUCUCUUUCCCAGACUCUUCCACAGACGGGCCUGCUUCGGAUUUCAGAGCAGCAGGGGCGGGCGGAGAGGUGGGAUUGGCUCAAAUGGCUGAGCUGGCGAGUGUGAUUAUAGAGAGGGAGGCUGGGGGAAUGGUUGGGGGGGUUGAAGGGCGAACAGGGAAGGGAGGUGGGAGGGGGAGGGGAGGGGGAGCGGAGGGAGGGGCGGCGAAGGGUGGAUGUGUUGCGGUGUUCAGGCGGUUGGGGGUGUAUGGGACAGCAGCAGUGGCGGCAGCAGCGUUGCAUCAACAGCUUGAUUCACAGCUGGGCCGGUUCCUCGCAGUGGUAUCAGAGCUGCACUGCACCCCGACUGCUGGAAGGAAGGCGACCCGUUCCCUCUCAGUGGUAUCAGAGCUGCACCCUGACUGCUGCAAGGACCCGUUCCUCUCAGUGGUAUCAGAGCUGCACCCCGACUGCUGCAAGGUGUUUUACGCUGUGGAUGCAUUCGACCGGCGCGUGCAGCAGGUGGUGCAGGGGGAGGUGUGGGCGGAGGAGGAGGAGGCGAAGAAGAGAGCAGGAGAGGGGCAUGGGGGAUACGGGCAUGCUUCUCAAAUUGCCAGCGAGCUGAACGCUUACCAGAUUGACCCUGUGAUGAAGCGUCUGUUCUCAGCCUGGGUGUCAGCGCAGCAGCAGAAGCUCCACGUGUGGAUGGAGAGAGGAGUUGAGGCAGAGGUGAGAGAGGGGGAAGGGAGGAAGGAUGAGGGGUGGAGCAGGGUAAAUGCGAGGAGCAGGUGGGGUGGUGUUGCCGGCCUAAUUGCCUAA
Molecule: messenger RNA, 4461 nt
Organism: Closterium sp. NIES-65
Lineage: Eukaryota; Viridiplantae; Streptophyta; Zygnematophyceae; Desmidiales; Closteriaceae
Source: the annotation of a GenBank genome assembly